GAAACCAGUUAUGGGUAAACAGCAAGCAGGAAAUGAAUAUUGAUGUUCUUGUGAAGCAGUAAUGGAAAACGUUUUAUUGGAAGAAGAGGAUGACUGCCCUGAGCUGGUUCCUAUUGUGCAGGCCGAUCAAAUACCGGUGACUAUAAUUACAGGAUAUUUAGGAGCUGGAAAGACAACUCUUUUGAAUUACAUAUUGACAGAGCAGCACAACAAGAGGAUUGCAGUUAUUCUGAAUGAAUUUGGGGAAGGAAGUGCCCUGGAGAAAUCGUUAGCAGUAAGCCAAGCAGGAGAACUUUAUGAAGAGUGGCUGGAGCUCAGAAAUGGCUGUCUUUGCUGUUCCGUAAAGGACAAUGGACUGAAAGCAAUUGAGAACCUUAUGCAGAAGAAGGGUAAAUUUGACUAUAUCCUAUUGGAAACCACUGGGCUAGCAGAUCCAGGAGCUGUGGCCUCUAUGUUUUGGGUCGAUGCUGAACUAGGAAGUGAUAUUUACCUUGAUGGUAAACAUACUCUAUCAGGAUUGAGGAAAACCUUUAACUUCAGAUCAAGAACACUUGGGCGAUCCUCUGUUUUGGACACAAUUCUCAAUAGGAGUAGUACGAGGAAUAUGGAUACGUUUUUGUACAGUUCCAGAGUUAUGUAAUUUAGUUCCCCUUUGCAUUUGAAUUAAAUCUUUGAAGAGGAAAUGGGUCAUAACAUACAUCUAAAAUAGGCACUUUCUCAAGAAAGAGUAGAAACUGUGAUCUGAUUUGGAAUACAUUGUUAAUUAUGACCUUUGCUACAAAUCAUUUUUAAAUCUGUUAAAAGGAAUUGGGUCAUGUUCCAAAAAAUUCUACGACAGUGCUGUAUAAAUAAGAUUAUGGUUGCAGAUUAUUGUAGCAUACAUUAAAGUUUCUAACUAUU
Molecule: messenger RNA, 900 nt
Organism: Acipenser ruthenus (sterlet)
Lineage: Eukaryota; Metazoa; Chordata; Actinopteri; Acipenseriformes; Acipenseridae
Product: zinc-regulated GTPase metalloprotein activator 1-like
Exons: 6
Coding region: 62-640 (192 amino acids)
Cellular component (GO): cytoplasm
Source: RefSeq, a predicted model, not a curated record